Carya illinoinensis is the source of this 1365-nucleotide messenger RNA. RefSeq names its product protein FAR1-RELATED SEQUENCE 5-like. Gene Ontology annotation, biological process: regulation of DNA-templated transcription. The transcript has 3 exons. Gene Ontology annotation, molecular function: zinc ion binding. The coding region runs from base 1 to 1365 and encodes 454 amino acids. NCBI's taxonomy places the organism in Eukaryota, Viridiplantae, Streptophyta, Magnoliopsida, Fagales, Juglandaceae. The record is from RefSeq and is a predicted model, not a curated record.
AUGAAGGAUAUUUUGUCGAGUUCGAAUAGUGAUGAAGUUGAUGUAAUAAUGAGUAGAAAUUGCCGUGAUAUUGAAGAUGAUACUAUUGAGACUGAUUCUGGAGUGCAACAAGAUGAUAUGAAUGUGGAAGAUUGUGUGAAUGUGGAAGAUGGAGUGGAUGUGGGAGAUGGAAUUAAUAAUAUUUCCAGUUCAAGUAGUGGUGUUUUUGAGCCAUUCGUUGGGAAGGAGUUUGAUGAGGUAGAAGACGCCCAAGCAUUUUACAAGGCGCAGUGUAAAGAACCUGGGUUUGUGUAUUCCAUGCAAGUUGAUGAGAAUAGGUGUAUGGAAAGUUGCUUUUGGGCAGAUGCAAGAUCAAGGGCUGCGUAUCAAUAUUUUGGGGAUGUUGUCACCUUUGAUGCGACAUAUUUGACAAAUAUUUAUAAGAUGCCGUUUGUCCCAUUUUCAGGAGUUAAUCAUCAUCACCAAACAAUCAUGUUCGGUUGUGCAUUGUUAGUUAAUGAAACAGGUGAAUCAUAUAUUUGGCUACUGAGAAUAUGGCAAGAGGCAAUGCUUGGGCGUGCCCCUUCAACCAUAAUUACUGAUUAUGACAAGGCGAUGACGAAGGCCAUUGAUUUCCGUCAUUAUAUCCAUGAGACAAUAACGACUGAUGAGUUUGAGCAAGAAUGGAGCUCAAUACUAGGGAAGUAUAGUCUACUAGAUAAUGAUUGGCUGCAAAAUCUUUAUAACCGACGAGAUAAGUGGGUUCCAGCUUACUUACGAACCACGUUUUAUGCCGGUAUGUCAACAACUCAAAGGAGCGAAAGCAUGAAUAAAUUUUUUAAAGAUUAUGUUCGUUCAAGCACGAUGGUGAGUGAUUUUGUGCAUCAAUACGAGAAAAUCUUAGAUGCACGUUAUUUCAAGGAGAAAGAGAAGGACGUGCAAACAAAAUCGACACGGGCUGUUAUGAAAACUUUAUGGAAAAUUGAAUCAGAUGCAGCCUCAGUCUAUACAAGGAAGUCUUUCAUGAUCUUUCAGGAUGAGCUCUUUAAUAGCCAACGGUACAUUCCAACCAAAGUUGGAAAAGAGGGCGAAAGAAGGAUAUACGGAGUCACACCGAAUGGCAAAGAGCAACCUAUUUAUCAUGUGACCUUGGAGAGUGGAGAUGCGAAGGCAAUAUGCACAUACCAUAUGUUUGAGUUUGUGGGGAUUCUUUGUAGGCAUAUCCUAUGUGUCCUUGGGAAGAAAUCGAAAUUAGAUAUGUUGCCACAACAUUAUAUUCUAGAGAGAUGGACCAUCAAUGCUAAGAGUCGGGCCAUUCUUGACAUACCAAAUUCCGAUGGCCAUGUAAUGACACACGAUGAUCCAAUGAUAGAAAAAGCAAGUUGA